This is a messenger RNA of Vitis riparia (riverbank grape), 683 nucleotides long. RefSeq names its product G patch domain and ankyrin repeat-containing protein 1. The transcript is spliced from 4 exons. NCBI's taxonomy places the organism in Eukaryota, Viridiplantae, Streptophyta, Magnoliopsida, Vitales, Vitaceae. The record is from RefSeq and is a predicted model, not a curated record. Bases 79 to 450 code for a protein of 123 amino acids. Gene Ontology annotation, molecular function: nucleic acid binding.
GAGGAAGGCAACCCACGUAGCGCGCGAGAAAAGAAAGAAACAGAAAAAAGUCGGAAGAAAGAGAAAAUCAAGGAACGCAUGGGAGAAGACUCAGCUGCAGCAACAGCCUCCAUCGACUCCUCUAAUAUUGGCUUCAAGCUUCUGAAGAAGCACGGAUGGAAAGAAGGGACGGGUCUUGGCGUUUCUGGACAGGGUAGGUUGGAACCUGUGCAAGCAUAUUUAAAGAAGAAUAAACGAGGCUUGGGGGCGGAUAAAGUAAAGAAGACUGCUGUGGGAUCUUAUGAAAGUUUGCCCUCUAAUGGGAAAACUGACAAGGAACAUUUGCCUACAAGAAAGAAAAGGAAGACUGUAUCUAAAAGGAUGAAGAAGAUGUUGGAGGAAGAAAAGCAGUUACAAGAGAAGGAAUUUGAGCGGGCCUUUUUUAGGGAAUUCUGGCCAGAUAACGUUUGAUGGCAAAAUCCUAGAUUGUUCUUUCAUUUUUGAAGGUUAGAAUUAAGAAUUCGUACUGGAUGCUUUCCUUCCUUUCCAAUUCUGGCAGUUAGCUUCUUAUUUUGUAAAUCCUUUCCCCAUACCAAAAGAAUAAGAACGUUGUUAUGAUCAAGGAAAAACUAUAAAUGUUAUGUACAUAAGAACCUGAAUAGGAUGAUCUUGCAAUGUAAAGAUAUCCAGUGUGUUGUUUACAA